Molecule: messenger RNA, 1695 nt
Organism: Tinamus guttatus (white-throated tinamou)
Lineage: Eukaryota; Metazoa; Chordata; Aves; Tinamiformes; Tinamidae
Gene: ALG12
Product: ALG12 alpha-1,6-mannosyltransferase
Biological process (GO): protein N-linked glycosylation
Cellular component (GO): endoplasmic reticulum membrane
Molecular function (GO): alpha-1,6-mannosyltransferase activity
Source: RefSeq, a predicted model, not a curated record
UUUUAAUCUCCAGAGCUGACAGAAUCUUUGUGAAUUUCAAACUCAGGAUGCCUCAGAAGAGGAGCUCUAGGAGGUGGUCAUUCCCAUGGCUGCUGCUCAUUAUUGUUGUGGCCUUUGUACAUUUAACUGUCUGCCCCUUUACAAAAGUGGAAGAAAGCUUUAACCUGCAAGCGAUUCACGACGUUGUGUACCAUCGUCUAGACUUGGAUAAGUAUGAUCAUCAUGAAUUUCCUGGAGUUGUCCCAAGAACGUUCCUUGGACCGAUUUUUAUUGCUGCUCUUUCCAGCCCAGCUAUAUAUGUACUUUCAGUAUUACAAAUGUCCAAGUUCUACUCCCAGCUAAUAGUCCGAGGAACUUUGGGGCUCAGUGUGAUUUACGCAUUAUGGAAGCUACAAAAAGAAGUUAGAAAGCAGUUUGGAGCAACUGCAUCAACAGUCUUCUGUCUCAUAACUGUUACUCAGUUUCACUUGAUGUUCUACUGUACACGAACCCUUCCCAAUGUGUUUGCACUUCCUUUUGUGCUCCUGGCAUUGACAUUUUGGAUACAGCAAAAGCUAAGGCUGUUCAUUUGGUUCUCAGCUUUGGCAAUUAUAGUCUUCAGAUCAGAGCUCUGUAUAUUCCUAGGCCUCAUGCUUCUGGUGACAUUACUGAAUAAAAGAGUCUCAGUUUUAAAGGUGCUUUCCCAUGCUGUUCCCGCUGGAAUGUUUUGGCUGGGACUAACGGUUGCUGUGGACUCUAUAUUUUGGAGGCAACUUGUGUGGCCUGAAGGGAAAGUGCUCUGGUAUAACACAAUUUUAAACAAGAGUUCCAACUGGGGAACCUCCCCGUUCUUGUGGUAUUUCUAUUCAGCCUUGCCUCGUGCUUUGGGAUGUAGCAUUAUAUUUGUACCCUUAGGUGCUGCAGAAAAGAGGACUCGCAUAUUACUUUGGCCAGCACUGGGUUUUAUUUUCUUGUAUUCGUUUCUUCCGCACAAAGAGCUGCGGUUUAUCAUAUAUACUUUCCCAGUCUUCAAUAUAGUGGCUGCUAGAACUUGCUCACGAAUUCUAAACAACUCCCGGAAAUCCUGGCUAUACAAACUUGGGUCUCUCUUCGUUAUAAUACAUCUUAUAGUUAAUGCAGCUUAUUCAGGAACAUCUUUAUAUGUUUCGUAUUUCAAUUACCCUGGAGGAGUAGCAAUUCAGAAGUUACAUGAGUUGGUGCCCUCAACAACAGAGGUUUCUGUUCAUAUUGAUGUGGCUGCUGCACAAACAGGAGUUUCUCGGUUUCUAGAAAUCAAUUCAGACUGGAGGUAUGACAAAAGAGAAGAUGUUAAACCAGGAGACCAGAUGAUGUUUUCAUACACACACAUACUGAUGGAAACAAAUCCUCUUCAAAUAUUACAUUACAAAACAACCCACAAGCCACUGGCAAAUAUAUCUGGCAUCAGUAAAAUCGGGUUGAACCUUACUACACUACCUCCUUUUACUUUAAACUUAAAACCAAAAUUAAUACUGUUAGAAAAGCUUCCCUCAUUGUCCUGACUGUGAAUUUUAAGUAAGUCUUUUUGAUGUAAUUUUCCCAAUGAGUGAAUAAGACAACUGCAAAUUAUCAUUCUAGGGCCACAGUUCAGCUUCUGUGAAAAGGUAUGGAAAAUAAUGUUGGUAUUGAUUGGCAUUUACCUCUGUUUUUUACAUAUAUAUUGCAACACAUUCCUAG